AUGCAUGGUGUAAAGGGUGCCUGGGUGGGCCAAACUUUUGCCCUUGCUAAGCGCAAUGAGUCUGAAGUCAGAAAAUCGAGGAUUAGCCAUUCGAAAGAGGAAAGGAAGGCAAUGGUUGAAACCUUUAUAAAGAAGUACCAAGAGUCUAACAAUGGAAGCUUCCCAUCACUUAAUCUUACCCAUAAGGAAGUUGGUGGUUGUUUCUACACAGUACGGGAGAUUGUACGAGAUAUAAUCCAGGAGAACAGAGUGUUGGGGCCUGCAAAGUCCACUUUAGAGGAGCAUCCCUCUCACCAGGUUUUGGAACAAGAUCUAUUAGGUUCAAUUGCUGUAGAUCCUAAAACUUACCUUGCUGCAUCUCCAAAUUAAAAUCAUCAUGAUCCUAGCAGUCUGCC
Messenger RNA from Neltuma alba, 395 nucleotides. RefSeq lists its product as uncharacterized. The record is from RefSeq and is a predicted model, not a curated record. Lineage: Eukaryota; Viridiplantae; Streptophyta; Magnoliopsida; Fabales; Fabaceae. Bases 1 to 369 code for a protein of 122 amino acids. The transcript has 2 exons.